UUGUCAAUUUUCGGAUUUUGGGUUGUUUCUCAUUUGGGUCUUUGGUUCUCUUAUCUGGGUUGUGUUUGGUUUUCUUCUUCCUCUGUUUGGUUGUCGAGAAAAACGACGAAAAGAAAAUGAUUGGAAAGAAACAAGUUUUGAAUUUUUUGUUUUGUGGCUACUCAAGUGAGCCAAUUGGUUUCAUUGGGCAGUGUUGAUUCCAGGUCUUCCAAAUGGUGGAUUGAGUUUUUUGUUUUUUUUUUAAAGAUUCUGUUUGUUUUAUUUUGCUCCAUCUUCGCAGAAGCCAAACGAGCCCAAUUCGGGUGUAAAAGUUCACGUAAGCAAAUACUUUCGCUGAAUGCUCUUGAUCAAUGUUCUAUUUGUUCAGAGGCCAUAUUGGUUAAGAUUUGUUUAUAAAUUAUUUGAUGAUGUGCGACAAUUUUUUUUCUUUGCUGGUGCUUGUUUCCAAUGGUUUGGGACUCAAUUGUUGGAGGAAUUGAUAGGAUUUUGCAGGGUUUUUAAUUAGAGAUUAUAAUUUUUCAGGAGUAGUAUUCAUGGCCACAGCUAGUUCCUUUGUUUUGAACUGGUUGAUUCAUGGUCCGGUGUACUGUAAACCUCAGCUUUGAUUGUUCAAAGCACUUUGUGAUAUGAAUCAGUCUCUAUGGAUGCUAUUUAAUCAACUGUAGCAUAUCUUCUGCCACCAUAUUGAUUAAGAUUGCUAUAUGAUUGAUUUGGUGAUGCAGCUCCAAUCUAUUCUGUGUUUUAUUGUUUUACAGAAUGGUUUGAGGUUUAAUUGAUGGGAAAAUCAGCAACAUUGUCCUGACUUCUGAGUUGUUGAUGAGAGAUUGUUGUUUUGUAGGAGCAAUCAAUUUUUAGAUUGGUCAUAGUCAAAGCUAGUUCCUUUCUUUUGCUUUGAUUCUUAGCCCUGUCUAUUAUAUAGAUCAGUUUUGGUUUAUUCGAAUGGUGUUUGCUUUGAAUGGUUUGAGUCUCAAUCGGUGGAAAAAAAAAUUGAUAAAAUUCUCCUAAGUUGUUGUUUAGGGAUCCUUAUUUUAAAGGAGGAGUGGAUUCCUAGAAUGUUCUUACUCAAGGCAAGAUGAUGCCAUCGGGACCAUCAACAUCAAUUGGUGGUUCCCAGUCUGCCUCGGCUGCACUCCUGAGAUCGAACUCAGGGAUUUUGGCUCAAGGUGGUCCACAGGGAGCAUAUUCUUCACUUUCUUCAGUUCGGCCACAGUAUGACAUGAAUUUGGUCGGAAAUGCACAAAACAUCUCCUCUGGCCUCAGUCAAUCUCUUGGAAGUGGGGGUUCGAACUCUGGCCUCUCUCAUUCAGGGAGUUUUCAACAUGGAGGCCUUGAUACAGGGCCUGAGUUUGAUGCGCUUUCUAUUGCAGCAAAUGACAUUGCUUUCGCUCCACCAGCUGCAUCAUUUCAACAACUGAACAGUGGGAAUCCUGGCUCAUCCAGCCAAGUUCAAAACCAGCAUACUCUAAACUCUUCUGGGAAUCAGGUAUUGCCAGAUCAACUGCAAUCUCAACUCCAACAGCUUGAGCGGCAGAAAUUUCACCACGGACAGCAGUUGCUGCAGCAAUUCAGCCAACAGCAGCUACAUCAAUUGCACCCUCAACAGCAGCCAUAUCAAGCAACUCAAGGUGGGUCGGGGGGUGUGGGUGUGAAUGAUCAAAAUUGCCCACAGCAACAGUUGCAAUUAUCACAACAGAACCAGGUUGGCAGAGGUAUUCCACCUGUCAAAAUUCAACCUAAUCGUUUAGACCAACAAAUGUUUUUGCAGCAGCAACAGCAACGUCAACAAUUUCUUCACAUGUCGAGGCAGUCUUCUCACGCUACUGCUGCUCAGUUGAAUCUUUUGCAACAGCAGCGUUUGUUGCAGCUGCAACAACAAAAGCAGCAACAACAAUUGUUGAAGGCAACUCAGCAGCAACCUCAAUUGCAGCCCCAGUUUCAACAGCCAAAUCUGCCUGCAAAACUGGUCUAUGAACCUGGAAUGUGUGCUCAGCGUUUAACUCAGUACAUGAUUCAGCAGAAGCAUAGGCCUGAUGGCAACAAUAUUGAAUUCUGGCAGAAAUUUGUUGCUGAAUUUUUUGCUCCCAAUGCGAAGAAAAGAUGGUGUAUAUCACAAUAUGGAAAUAACCGACAAACAAAUAGCCCUUUUCCUCAGGAUGUCUGGCACUGUGAAAUAUGCAAUCGCAGGCCUGGUCGUGGUUUUGAAACAACUUUUGAAGUUCUCCCCAGGCUAUGCAAAAUCAAGUAUGACAGUGGCACUUUGGAAGAGCUUCUAUAUUUUGAUAUGCCCCAUGAAUAUCAGGAUGCAGCCGGUCAGAUUGUACUAGACUUUGCUAAAGCAGUACAAGAAAGUGUCUUUGAGCAACUGCGUGUAGUUCGUGAUGGGCAACUUCGUAUUGUUUUCUCCCCAGAUCUAAAGAUCUGCUCUUGGCUGUUUUGUGCUCGGCAUCAUGAGGAACUUAUCCCUCGAAGAUCAAUCAUACCUCAGGUUAGUCAGCUUGGAGUUGUGGCGCAAAAAUACCAUGCUGCUGCUCAAAAUCCAUCAAACGUUUCAAUGCAAGAAUUAAAAAAUAACUGUAAUACGUUUGUCUCAUCAGCUCGUCAAUUAGCAAAAGCAUUGGAAGUGCCAUUAGUUAAUGAUUUAGGAUAUACAAAGAGAUUUGUGCGGUGCCUUCAGAUAUCAGAGGUUGUGAACUGUAUGAAAGAUUUGAUUGACUAUAGCCGAGAAACCGAGAAAGGACCUAUAGAAUGUUUGACCGAGUUUCCUCGUAGAAGCAGCCGAUCAUCUGGGAUGCAUAACCAAUUGGAGGAGCAGCAACACCUUCAGCAACAAAAUACAAGGCAGAGGAUGAAUAAUGAUGAUUAUGCUUUAAGGGGAUCAGCCACUCAGGUUUCUGCCUGUAAUGGUGUUCCAAGUGUCAGUAAUGGCCACAGCAUAACAUCUACUUCAACAUCUGCCACCGCAAUUGUUGGGCUUCUCUGCCAGAAUUCCAUGAACUCCAGGCAUGAAAACCAGAUGAAUAAUCCUAAUAGUCCCUUUUCCGCAACUCCAGGUCAGAUCCCAUCUGCUGGGUCCUCAACUACACCACCAUCAACACAACUCAACCCCUCCUCUCCUUUCUCGUGUCUGACACCAUCCUCAUCUCACAAUCCCACUCCACUUUCUCAGACUGUCUUAACAGCAGAAGCCACUGCAAACCACAUCACUUCAGAAAAUUCACCUACAAAUAUCCUUUUCCAAAAAUCAUCUGAGUCAAACGAGGCAGAUCCAAAUGAACACCUGAGCUCUGUUGAGAGAAUAAUACAAGAAAUUAUGAGUUCAUCACAGUUUAACAGUGCAGGUAGCAUGAUCAGUGUAGGUUCCGUUGGAAACAAUGUGAAAAAUGGUAGUGGGAUGACACAAAUAAACCACAGUUCUAUUGGUGGUGGCGACAGCACAAUGGGAAGCAGGAUAAAUAGCAAUUCAAGUGUUGGGGCUGCAGGAUUUGGAAACUUUGAUGGUGGAAUUGGUGUCUCUGCCACAGCUAAUAGAAUCAGAGCAACCAUGGGGAAUAACUCUAUGACCUCAAGUGUUGAGGUAGGCAUGCCAUCGAUGCCUCAGGAUGUUACUAUGAACAAUAAGCAACAGGAUAUGAAAUCUCUCAAUGGGGUUGGAGGAGGAUUAAAUGAUUUCAAUAAUCUCCGGUUCAACUAGAAAUCAUCUCCUUAAGGGAUUUUUUAGUCUCCUGAUCUGUUUGUUUCUCAAUAAUGAAAGUAACCUGCUCCUACUAAUCUGAUAAGUUUCUGAUGUUGAUGAAAGGUCCUCGUCCAUGGUGCAUUGGUGACUGCUUCGACAACAUGUGAGUUUGUAAGUUGUGAUCCAUAGUGACAGGGGCUUUUUCUCGGGCAUGGUACUAAUUUCAUAGGAAAAUGACACACAUAGUCUGGCAAUUUCCGUUUCAAACUUGAUCCUCUUUCAGUUUCUCCUUCUAUGCUCAGUUUAGUACCUCGUUUGUGGGGUUUCCUUUCAUAAUUAGUUGGUGUCUUAAGGUUUCACAUAGCAGCUUCUCUCAUUGUUUCAUAAUGGAAGUUCAACUAGAGGGACUACCGUUUUAGGAAGUUUUGAGGUUUCUUUGGUCCUUGUUGACUAUGGUAUAAUAACUCUGCUGAGGUAUAAAUUCCAUGGACUAUGUUUGUGUUUCAUUUUAGUGAGGAAAUCAUAAUGGAGGUCAGGCAUUUGUUACA
Molecule: messenger RNA, 4221 nt
Organism: Vitis riparia (riverbank grape)
Lineage: Eukaryota; Viridiplantae; Streptophyta; Magnoliopsida; Vitales; Vitaceae
Product: transcriptional corepressor SEUSS-like
Exons: 11
Coding region: 1073-3691 (872 amino acids)
Biological process (GO): positive regulation of transcription by RNA polymerase II; negative regulation of transcription by RNA polymerase II
Cellular component (GO): transcription regulator complex; nucleus
Source: RefSeq, a predicted model, not a curated record